This is a messenger RNA of Colossoma macropomum (tambaqui), 1452 nucleotides long. RefSeq names its product N-6 adenine-specific DNA methyltransferase 1 (gene hemk2). Lineage: Eukaryota; Metazoa; Chordata; Actinopteri; Characiformes; Serrasalmidae. The record is from RefSeq and is a predicted model, not a curated record. Gene Ontology annotation, biological process: methylation. The coding region runs from base 103 to 756 and encodes 217 amino acids. The transcript is spliced from 7 exons. Gene Ontology annotation, molecular function: protein methyltransferase activity; S-adenosylmethionine-dependent methyltransferase activity; nucleic acid binding. Gene Ontology annotation, cellular component: eRF1 methyltransferase complex.
AGCAACCGGAAGUGGAAAGACGCACAUGUGGCUUUUCAAAACAGUGCGGUUGAAAGGCGAAAAGGAAUGUUUCACAUCUGCCUUACUUGACAUAUUUUACUGAUGUACCCGACUCCCUUGUAUGCCCAUGCUGGUCGUGGGCCUUUCUCUGGGGUGUAUGAGCCAGCAGAAGACUCCUUCCUUUUGAUUGAUGCCUUGGAAGUGGAUGCUGAUUUGCUGAGGCAAAGGAGACCUGCUGUUUGUCUGGAAGUGGGCAGUGGCUCAGGUGUGGUCUCUGCCUUCCUGGCAUCUGUGAUUGGACCUGAAGCGUUCUAUCUCUGUACUGACCUGAACCCGGCAGCGGCCGAAUGCACAGCAGAGACGUCUUGCUGCAAUAAGCUUGAUCUACAGCCAGUCAUUACAGAUUUGACUGAGUGUUUGUUGCCUAGACUAAAUGGAAAGGUGGAUGUUCUUCUUUUCAACCCUCCAUAUGUUGUUACACCGUCCAAAGAGGUGGGCAGUCAUGGCAUUGAGGCAUCUUGGGCUGGAGGAGAGAGAGGCAGAGAGGUGAUGGACAGAUUCUUCCCCAUGGUUCCCCAGUUACUUUCCAAUCAGGGCCUGUUCUACCUUGUUACAGUGUCAGAUAACAACCCAGAGGAGAUUUUAGCUCUUCUAGGGGAAUCUGGACUGAGAGGGAAGGUGUGCCUGUCCCGUCAGGCUGGAAGAGAGAAGCUGUCCAUCCUGCGCUUCAGCAAGAGUGACACGACCGGACAGUGAAUACUGAAAUCAGUAGUGUUCUACAUACUGACUGAAAUCCUCUUUCCAAAUGAGUGAAGGAGAGCUGGCCUGAGUUUCUUUUAAGUGUCAUGAAACAAACAGCAAUCUGAGCUCACUGAGAGGAGGCAGUGGAGUGGGGUGGUCUCCAGUGUUACUUCUUACCUCUUUAUUAAAUUCCUUCUCCAGACUUGCUCUGUGAGAUUCUCCAUGGGAAACCCUAUCCUGGCUAAAAGGUAUAGAGGUACAUGUAUCCCACUCAGUGAUGCUUCAGCUGAAAAGAAUUACACAUUACAUGAGCCAAAGAUUAUAUAGAAUUCAAGAUGUUCUAGUCUUUUUUUAAAUCCUGAUCUAUAUAUGCUGUAUCUGUAUUGAAACUGUGAUAAACAUGAACAAUAACUGACUUUUUCCUGUAUUUGGAAAAGAACAGAAAACCUUUUCACUCACAAGUCACUUAUAAUAGAAGCCAAUGGACAGUUGUUGAAUUUUGUGAAUAAGCUGAUUUAUAUAAUGCAAAUUUGAAACUACGACCAUUACUCUACAACAGCAGCACAGAAUUCAUCAACACACCAAAUUCUCUCUAGAGGCACAGAAGGCUCAAAACUGUCAACUAACCACUGCAAGAAAAUGACUACAGUUAUGUUACACUGGUUCAUUCUUAAACUUUCAUAGGAGAAAUAAAGUCCAAGACCAAAGUUG